Messenger RNA from Xyrauchen texanus (razorback sucker), 616 nucleotides. Its product is annotated as histone H2A-like. The record is from RefSeq and is a predicted model, not a curated record. Lineage: Eukaryota; Metazoa; Chordata; Actinopteri; Cypriniformes; Catostomidae. Gene Ontology annotation, cellular component: nucleosome. Gene Ontology annotation, molecular function: protein heterodimerization activity; DNA binding; structural constituent of chromatin. The transcript has a single exon. Bases 11 to 394 code for a protein of 127 amino acids.
CUAGUCGAAAAUGAGCGGAAGAGGUAAAACCGGCGGUAAAGCGCGAGCAAAGGCUAAAACUCGUUCCUCCAGGGCAGGACUGCAGUUCCCCGUCGGUCGUGUUCACAGGCUGCUCCGCAAAGGAAACUACGCACAGCGCGUUGGUGCCGGUGCUCCUGUUUAUCUGGCCGCUGUGCUCGAGUAUCUCACCGCUGAAAUCCUGGAGUUGGCUGGAAACGCCGCUCGGGACAACAAGAAGACUCGUAUCAUUCCCCGUCACCUGCAGCUGGCAGUGCGGAACGACGAGGAGUUGAACAAACUCUUGGGUGGAGUGACCAUCGCUCAGGGUGGUGUGCUGCCCAACAUCCAGGCUGUGCUGCUGCCCAAGAAGACCGAGAAACCCGCCAAGAAGUAAACGGACUAAAGUCUGAUUCACUGAAACACAAAGGCUCUUUUAAGAGCCACCCAAUUUAACUAUAAGAGAGUGAUGAUAUCUUCAAUGUGAAAACGAGCGAAAGAUAUGCAAUAUAUAGAAAUAAACAUGGCAGCGAGAUGUGUACUAACACAUGGUCAAGUGUUUUAAAUCUAUUUUAAAUCAAAUACAUUUGAGUGAUACUGACCUUUGAGCUCUGAACAC